This is a messenger RNA of Camponotus floridanus (Florida carpenter ant), 852 nucleotides long. RefSeq names its product protein ALP1-like. The transcript has 4 exons. The record is from RefSeq and is a predicted model, not a curated record. Bases 1 to 852 code for a protein of 283 amino acids. Lineage: Eukaryota; Metazoa; Arthropoda; Insecta; Hymenoptera; Formicidae.
AUGAAGCAAUCCGUUGCGCUUUUAGUAUUAAAAAAGAGGAAAAAAAGAUGGUUAAAUCGGAGAUGGUGGGUGAGACCUAUCUAUUUAGAACGUCCUUGGUAUGGUGAUUAUGAACAUCUAUUUCACGAAUUAAAAUAUGAUGAUCCUGAUAUGUUUUUUCGAUACGUACGAAUGACAAAGGAAACUUUCCACUUUUUAUUAAAUAUGACAAAGCCUUUUUUGACGAAAGCAAACAAAAGAGCUUUUAGUCCAGAACAACGAUUGGCCAUUACUCUGAGAUUCUUAGCAACUGGAGACCAAAUAUUGUCCAUUGCAUUGGCUUUUAGAUGUGGAGAGUCAACCGUACGGAACAUUAUUCAUGAAACUUGUUCAGUCAUAGUCAAGGUAUUACAAUUGAUUUACCUUCGUUUACCAACAGAAGAAGAAUGGAAAAAUAUUUGUACUGGUUUUCUGGAAAAUUGGAAUUUCCCUCACUGUGUUGGGGCUUUCGACGGAAAGCAUGUGGAGAUACAAGCUCCGCCAAAUUCCGGGAGCUUAUUUUACAACUACAAAAAGACACAUAGCAUUGUGUUGAUGGCUGCAUGUGAUUACAAAUAUAUGUUUACACUAGUUGAUAUUGGCUCGUAUGGUGGCAAUAGCGAUGGUGGUAUUUUUACUUCUUCUAACAUUCAUUUGGCACUGCAAGAAAAAACAUUAAAUCUUCCCAAAGGGAUUACAAAUCUUCCUGAAAGUAAUGUUAAAAUGCCAUAUUUUUUUCUUGGAGAUAGUGGUUUUCCAAUAAGUCCUACUAUGAUGCGACCUUACGCCGGAAAAGUACUUGAUGAAAGAAAAAAAAUAUAUGUAAUAUACUGA